This is a messenger RNA of Maudiozyma saulgeensis, 5151 nucleotides long. The record is from the annotation of a GenBank genome assembly. NCBI's taxonomy places the organism in Eukaryota, Fungi, Ascomycota, Saccharomycetes, Saccharomycetales, Saccharomycetaceae.
AUGGAACCAGGUAAAAGUAAAUACGGUGGCCACCCUAGAGGUAGUAAUAACAGCAGAAAAGAACAAACUGUACAGACUAGUGAUGUCGAUAAUGGUGUCCUAGACAGUUUAGAAAGUAUUUUGAAUGAUAUGGGAUACAAUAGUUCCGCAAGUGACUACCAACCAAUUAUUCAAUUCUUUCGCAAAGGUUUUGCUAAUCAAGUAGUUCAAACAUGGUCGUAUUAUGCGCAGACAAAUAAUCAUCCUAAGACUUCACAUGCGACCUCUUUAUUGGUUAAGACCCUACCUAUUCUAGCGGCUCAUCCAGAUACAUUGCAGUAUGGUAAGUCGUUGAUCCAAUUAAUUUUGACGAGCUAUGUGAAAGUUCUGUAUAGAUGUCUUAAUAACCAACGUGCACAGGUGACUAACCCAGUAUUAAGAUUGAUGAAAGGAAUGAUUCUCUUCAACAAUUCUCAACUUGUUGAAGAUUUCCUGGCCUAUUUUGAUUUAUCUUUGCCAAGUUUAGCUAGAAUACUAGUACCACCAAAGGCAGAGAAUGAAAACAAGCGUCAAAAUGACUCUGGCAAAGGUAAAAAUUACAAAACAAUGAGAGAGACAUUACUAGAUUUUUGGAUUCUAUUAAUCAGCAAGACCCCUGCACUACUAAGAAGAGACCUAUUAACUGAUAAUUCCAAGAUAAUGGGGGCUUGGUUUAAAUUUAUUGAUAAGAAUGAUUCAGAGGAGUUGGUUGAGAGAGCUGUUACGUUAUUCACAAGUAGUAUCCUAGAGGAGAAAUUUUUCAAGAGAACAACAAAAUGUAAAGUAUUGAACGAACUAACAAUCUCAAAAUUACAUCAUUUCUAUUACUCCCAAAAUAAAGAGCUGGUGAAAAAGGUAAAUCAAUUCUUUGUCAUAUAUGGUAGCUCUCCAGAGUUUAGCAUUGCUUAUCCAGAUAACAGUGUUUGGUUUGAAUUAUCACCUAUAACAGGUUCUAACACUGGUGUCCCAGUUACUAUUCAUCAAAAGGAGUUCAAGUUGCACAAUAAACUUUUAUUUAAUCUUCUAAGGAUAUUGAAACCUUGGGAAGAUGAUUUACAAUCAACUACCACUAUUAAGAUUCUAAAGCAUACCCCUGAAUUAGUCGCCCCAUAUUGUACAUACAUUGCAUCAUUAGGUACUCAUGAUCCUAAAAUGACUUCUUAUUGGUUUGGUAUGACCCUUCUUUUGGGAAGAAUUAUUCAAAUUGAUAUUCCAGAAUUUAUUAAAAGAGUCGAAACCGAUUCUACUCCAAAUGAAAGCUUAGUCCUUGAAAAUAUUAUCCCUUCAUCAUUAACAAAAUCUGCAUUAACAAAGGCCUUGCAACAUGAAAACAAGAUUAUUCAACAACUCUCAUGUCAACUUAUAGUGUUUGUCUUUCAAAAGUUAGAUAAAAUUUUACAACUAUAUACACAAAAAGGAUGGAGCUCUCAGAGGGCUGUUAUUAGUACUAUGGUUCUCAAAAAUAUUCCAGAUUUACAAAUUUUCACUAACUCUUUAACUAACACUUACAAUACAGAUAAGAAUAAUCAAAUAUUACAAUUAUCAGUUUCCACUAUCCUUGGUUAUUACAGUAACAUAUUUUCCAAUUUUUUCUCAGUAACUCUUCAAACACCAAAUAUCUUCACAGAUAUUAUGGAAAAACCAUCAUUUACAGGUAUGGAUGUUGCCAUUCUAGACCAAUUUUUACAAUUCCAAAAGUUUAAUGGUACCCAGAUGAGAUGGUGGAAUGCUACUUCUAACCAAAAUUCAUUAUUCAGUUCUUUAUUAAAAUUAGCGUCAUCUAAAAAUUCCAAAACAACUAUGACGUUAAAGAUAACUAGAUUGUUGGUCGAUUUAUUGCAUGGUACUGUCAUAUUUGAUAAUAAUACUUUGGCAUCUCCAAUAUAUGCCCUAAUAAAUAGUUUACAGAUAGUAUCAAUGGAUAACAGUCAUACAGAUAAUAUGACUGCAAUUUGGAAGUUACUAGAUGAAUGUAUUGCACGUUGUAUGAAGACUAUAUACAAAUAUGUGGACAUGUCAAAGGAAUUCGAUUAUAUAUCACCUUUUGUUAUGGCACUAACCGAACAAUGGAAAUAUGUUGAUAGAACAACCAAUUUUGAUAUUACUUCCAAAUGGGUUUGUUUAUUCUUAAGAUCCCUAGUGUUUGUUGGUGAAUCGCAAAGAGGAAUUGUAAAUGUUGUCUCUCAAUAUUUAUCAGACAUCCCAGAUGAUUUGAAAAAAGUAUACUUUGACUUCUCUGAAGAAGGAAUUGAAACUUUAAAAUCUCAAGAGUAUUUAAUAAACGAGGGUAUUAAUUCAUCGUAUGCAAUUUUUGUGAUUCUUUCAAAGUGGUCUACAGUAGAAUCCAGUCAGAGGAUUCCAAUCAACGAUUUAGAUGCAGCUGUCAUCCUAGUUAAACUAAGACAAUUAGCUGAUGAUGAGAAUAUCGAAUUGAAUGGUAGCCUGAAGAAUUACGUGAGUAGCUUAUGCUCAAAUUUAACUAUUUAUUGCCAAUCAACAAAAACCUUUAAUAUCCUUGAUGAAAGAAUUUAUGGUAACUUAUUUACUAAAAUAUUGUCUGAUGGUUCCUCCAAGUCUCAAAGGGAAAAAUUGAUAUUUAUUAUUGACCAAGUACUAAAAAUUGAAACAAAUAUAAUAGAUGAAGACCACCAAAUAAACCAAGCAUUUUUAGAUUUCACUUUUAAGUGGUUGUUAAAUAAUAGAGAAAUGAUUGAGAAUGUAGACUGUAACUCGUUUAGAAACUUACUAGUCACUUUGGUAGGAAUUGUUCAAGACGAUGUACUAAAGAAGUUGCUAUCAGGUAAUAUUCAAGGAUGCCCUAAAUUAGUUUCAACUAUCGUGGAAAAGCUAUAUCAUAAUUCUUCUUACAAUAUGGAGUAUCCUUUAUUGAUGGAAUUAGUAACAGAUACCUUUGAAGUGACUAAGGAUUCUAUUGGUAGGUUUAUUAAAGAAGGAAGAGUAAAUACUAUGCAUUCCCAGAAUUUGCUGACGAAACUUAUUUCUGAUAACAAAUACGAUGAACUUUUAUCUGUUUUCAUUAAUUCUCAAUAUUUUAUAUCUUCUGAAUUUGGACCAUUACUUAAUAAAUUAAGUAAUAAAGGCCUAAAGAUUAUAGUUGCUAAUAGAUUCGUAAACGAAACAAACUUAUCUGAAGACUGUGAACAAUUCGUAAGAAACAUAGUUGAGGAUUGUUACAAAGACUAUAGAGAUAUAGAUAACUCUAACUUUAGAUUAUACUUUAAAUUAUUUUCGACAUAUGGGGGAAAAUACCUAACUAAGGAACAAAAUCUGAAUAUUAUCAAGUUUGCUACUGAAGAAUGUGAGCACAAGUAUUCCGAUUCUAUAAUUGAUUUGGUCAAAGUAUCGGACGUAUUCACUGAAGACUAUGUCAUUAAAUGGUUAAAUAAAAUGACCCUUUACAUUACUAAAAUAUUUACAGAGUGUGAUGUCUUAACGGAGAAAUAUCUUUCUGUUUUGCAAAGCUUCACUGAACUUGUGAAGUCUAUAAAUAUUUGGGAGAAGGUGAACACAAAUAUUUUAAAUUCACAACUUGAGGCAAUCUUAAGCAAGAAAUGGAUAUCAGAUGAAGAGGUUAUUAAUUACGCUUUACUUGUUGUAUUAGCCGCCAAACAGAAGGAUGUUGAAUCUGCAAGACUCGUUCAAUUCAUCUUAAACAAUGAAGAUAGUCCAUUGGACAGAUCAUCUAUGCAAAAUAAUUUAUCCUACUCAAUCAUUUGUUUGCUAUAUAGUUUAUUCAUUGUUGACCCAACUGGUAACGCAAAUGUCACUGUUCAAAAGAAACUUCUUACAUUUUACUCUGGAAGUAUUUCGAGUGUAGAUAGAUUAAUCCUGCGUAUGUUAGAAAUCAUUGAAUCAACUACGUCAUUGGUUUGGACUAACAACAUUUACACUUGGGAUUUCAUGGAAGAAGAUGAUGAACAAACAUUAGAUUUAAUGGGAAAUACCAAAUUAUUUGUUGAGGAAAAAGAAGGGUUAAUCUUAACUUUGAAGAAAAGAGAUAUUCUCUUCUCUACUUCCAAAUAUAGAAUUGACAGACCUAAUAUUCCAGAAUUAGACGAUAGGAAAUCAAAUGUAGAGUUACUCAAGGUAUUAGAUUUAUUUUAUCAAGAUACUGAGUAUCUUUUGCCAAAGGAAACAUCUCAUACCAUUUAUGAUCCAUUGUUUCUAUUAUUGAUUUCGAUUCAUAACAAAGAACUGGUAUCUGAAAAGAGUAAUCCAGAGGAUCCAGCCUCAAAACAGAUGGUUUUCCAAGUUAGAAAAUAUUUGACAUCUGGUCUAUUUCAAUAUUUUGUUGGUGCUUUAGGAGAUUCUGAUAAAGAUAUUAAACAAAUUGCACUUAUCUUAUUAACCCAAAUGAUGCACACCUUAGAGAAUAAUCAACAAUUCAAAGAUGGUAACAUUUUUAAAAUUCUCUUGAAAAAAAUCGUUUACAGUAGUAAUAACAACGGUGGAGAAAAUGGUGAAAUCAUACCUAUUAUUUGGUAUGCAACAAGUAGAAUCUGCGAUUUAUUACUUCAUCCAACAACACAACUAUAUGAAAAGGCUUAUAAAUGGGUUCUAAAUGGACCUUCCAUCCGUUCUAACGAUAUUCCUAUGAUGUAUGAAUUAAUUUCUCCUUCAAAACCAGAUAUCAAUUUUGAAUACUAUUUCAGUCAAUUAGGUUGGGUUUUAAAGACUUUGGAAGAUGGUAUAAGAUCUAAGGAAGAUGUGGAUUUUUUAAAGAAAAGAUCAGUAAUGGAAUGGUUAUCCAAUAUUACCAAUGUCCCAUACUUGAAUGCUAAUAUGAAUUCAAUGAUUGCAUCAAUAAUCUAUAAGAUUCAAAGAAUAGAUGAUGGUGGUUCUACAUUAAUCACAAGAUUCGGUGGUGUUUCUGAUAUGGAAUUGAAAAAUAUAUCUAUUGGUCAACAUCUGGAAGAAAUUUCUGAGUCUAAAAGAGACCACAAGAUAACAAACUCAGAUAAAACUUUGAAGAAGCAGCUUAUCCUAGAGGAGCAACAGUUAAAUACCCAAGAGAUUCUAAGCAGUUACGUGGAAAUAAUCAAUUCCAAAAAGAGACUAUUAGAAUGGACUGUAGACGAUACACAAAAUUUGAUAAAGAGGGUAUGUAAAUGA